This is a messenger RNA of Sardina pilchardus (European sardine), 5550 nucleotides long. RefSeq names its product 6-phosphofructo-2-kinase/fructose-2,6-bisphosphatase. Gene Ontology annotation, molecular function: ATP binding; 6-phosphofructo-2-kinase activity; fructose-2,6-bisphosphate 2-phosphatase activity. Gene Ontology annotation, cellular component: 6-phosphofructo-2-kinase/fructose-2,6-biphosphatase complex; cytosol. The transcript is spliced from 14 exons. Lineage: Eukaryota; Metazoa; Chordata; Actinopteri; Clupeiformes; Clupeidae. The record is from RefSeq and is a predicted model, not a curated record. Gene Ontology annotation, biological process: fructose metabolic process; fructose 2,6-bisphosphate metabolic process. Bases 320 to 1864 code for a protein of 514 amino acids.
AGACUUUUGAUUAUUUUGUAGUUCUCAAGAACGCCCUCGUGUUUGACGAUUCAUUACUAUGCUAAAACAGGUGUGCACUUAUGUGACUGUAUGACACGGCACGCGAUACUGCCCGUGUGGGUUGAUGCACGACAGGAUAGUGUGAACUACAACCGCCGGACGGGUCUGCCAGGAGUAAUCCAAGGUCUACAAUCGAGAAAGCAUAGUAACGAGGCUGUGAGGCAGCAUUUAACACCCAGCACCGGCAGCAACAGCCCGCUGAGGAGUACGCCACGUACCCGCUAACGACGCGCCAUAAAUAAACUCGCUUGCUUGGAAUAUGAACGGAACGCUUAUUACGCAAGCAAUGGCCGAGCCCCCCAGUAUCGGCGAACGAGUGCCCCGUUUCCAGCGUCCACAUGCCUCUGUGCCGCAGUUCACAAACUCGCCCACCAUGAUCGUGAUGGUGGGCCUGCCUGCCAGAGGGAAGACCUACAUCUCCAAGAAGCUCACGCGCUACCUCAACUGGAUAGGGGUCCCCACCAAGGUGUUCAAUGUGGGUCAAUAUCGGAGGGAUGCAGUACGAACGUACAAAAACUUUGAGUUUUUCCGUCCGGACAAUGAAGAGGCCAUGAAAAUUCGCAGAGCAUGUGCUCUUUCUGCUCUGCAGGAUGUUGGGACUUAUUUCAUGCAGGAGCAUGGACAGGUGGCGGUGUUUGAUGCCACCAACACCACUCGAGAAAGAAGGGAGGUCAUCCUCAGCUAUGCCAAAGACAAUGGCUACAAGGUCUUUUUCAUAGAGUCCAUUUGUGAUGAUCCUGAAAUCAUCGCUGAGAACAUCAAGCAAGUGAAGCUCAGCAGCCCAGACUAUAUCGACUGUGACAAGGAGGAGGCGGUGGCUGACUUCCUGAAGAGGAUCGAGUGCUACAAGGUCACCUACGUCCCCCUGGACGACAACAAAGACAGUCAUCUGUCCUACAUAAAGAUCUUUAACGUGGGCUCUCGGUACCUGGUGAACCGGGUGCAGGACCACAUCCAGAGCCGCAUCGUGUACUACCUGAUGAACAUCCACGUCACGCCGCGCACCAUCUACCUGUGUCGCCACGGCGAGAGCGAGCUCAACCUCCUGGGCCGGAUUGGUGGGGACUCGGGGCUGUCCCCACAUGGUAGCCAGUUUGCUGCUGCCCUCGGGAGGUACAUCAAGAGUCAGAACAUCCCAGACCUGAAGGUCUGGACGAGUCACAUGAAACGCACCAUCCAGACAGCCGAGGCCCUGCGUGUUCCCUACGAGCAGUGGAAAGCACUCAACGAGAUAGAUGCGGGCGUCUGUGAGGAGCUGACCUACGAGGAGAUCCAGGCAAACUACCCCGAGGAGUUUGCCCUGAGGGACCAGGACAAGUACCGCUACCGCUACCCCAAGGGAGAGUCGUACGAGGACCUGGUGCAGCGGCUGGAGCCGGUCAUCAUGGAGCUGGAGCGGCAGGAGAACGUGCUGGUCACCUGCCAUCAGGCCGUCAUGCGCUGCCUGCUCGCCUACUUCCUGGACAAGAGCGCGGAGGAGCUGCCCUACCUGAAGUGUCCCCUACACACAGUCCUGAAGCUCACACCAGUCGCUUAUGGGUGUAAGGUGGAGUCUGUGUUUCUGAACGUGGAGGCGGUGAACACCCAUAGAGACAGGCCUGCGGACGACGAGCCCGCGUUCUGCCCCAUGCCCCCCUACCGCAACGCGCGGGCAAAGCCCAUGGCAAGCCCCUCCCCCACCAGAGCCCCGCGCCUGCCGGACCUGGGGGUCACCCGUCUUAGCCUGCAGGUACUGCGGUGUCCAGAGACAAGUGGACGAUCAAUUCCACAAUCGUUUGAAAUUAACGCUUUGUUUCAACAAUGAUUGCUCUUUUCAGUCACCUCUAAUUUCCCCUGUGUUGUGACUGCACAGUGUAUUCAACCGCUGAUCUACCUAUCAGAUGCAGCUAACCGUUAACUCCCAGCAGAUUGCCUUUCCUUCAGAUUCAUAAACAAGCCGGUGUUGAAUUAUGACCAAUCAGCACUCUAAUCAGCCGCCUCAUUUCCCUGUUGGCCCUUUUUGUUGAUCUUUGGGUGAUGGGUGCUUUACUACAAAUGACCACUAGAUGGAGGUAGAAACCAUAAUCCUUUUAAUCAGUAUUGAAAAAGCCUGUGUAUUUUGUGCAUGUGUGAUGAUGUUUGUGUGAGUGGGUGUUUGUUUGUGAACACUUGCAUGGGAAUACAUACAACAAGCUCUCUUUGAUUGUGUGUGCAUUUUGAAUCAGUGCGGCAGAUUGUCAUGGAAACGAUGAACAAAGCACAGGAAACUAAAUCCAUCUGUGUUUAUGGAACGGUUCAAUCUGGACUGCGUGCCGUGUUUACAGCAGUUUUGCCAUUGUGAUUGCACAGAAGUGGACUCCGUGGGUGCUUCAGUGUGUCUACAUGUGCUUAUUAUGUCCUCAUUAGUCUGGUACAUGCACUGUUUCCAUGGUAAUAUUUGUCAGAAAUGGGGGUGUGUGAUAAAUGUGACUGGACUGUGCCAAGUAUUGGUGUGCAGUGUGGAGAGGAAAACAGUGUUGUUCUAUCUCUUUCUAAUCAUGUCUCUGUAUCUGUCUUCAUCUGUUUCUGUUUCUACCUGCCAUUGGUUCAUGUUUCAUUCACCUCGCCCACCUUUCUUUCUCUCUAUCUCUUGCCCCCCCCCCACACACACACUCUCUCUCUAUCCUCUCUUUCUUUCCUUCACUCUCUCUCUACCUUUCUCCCGCUGCUGUCCCAGAACGUGGACGUCGACCGAGAGCCAGAGGAGGCACUUCUGACCGUUCCAGACCACAUCUAGAGGACCAGAGAGAGAGAGAGAGAGAGAGAGAGAGAGAGAGAGACAGACGCUGAAUGUCCAGCAAGCGUAGACGUUUCCUCUCUCCAAAAACAUCUCACGACACAAUAACCUUUUCUGUUUUUGCUGUGCAUAUCAAUCCUAUUUUCAUCAUGGUGAAAUGUGUGUGGUGAAAUGAAGUCCUCCUGAUGGAUGUCUGGGGCAGACAGUGGGAUCACUAGAUCAACCGCUGGGGUCUCCUGUAGGCUACUCUGUUCAAAAGGGUGACGCAACUCUGCCUGCAGUGAAAGCGCACAACACGAAGUGAUGAAUAUUUUAAUUUACACACCGUAAUCACAUGAGGGAUACUCCUUGCACUGGACUUUUUUUUUUUUUUUUUUCCAGAUGGGCAGUACUAGAACCACACAAUCCUCUGAAAUGUUAACGAGACAUUGUGGAUUGGACUGCGAACUACUGAAUGGUUAACCAUAAUCCUAAUCCUGUGGUCUGAGAUCUGCCAAUCUUUCUUUUCCUUAAGAAACUCAGACCUAGGGAUCUUCCUGUGCCCCAACCAAUGUGCCUCACCCUGGGCUGUAGUGGUCCAGCCACUCCUACAGAGUUACUCACACCUACAGAGUGGAGAGAACAUCUGCACAGUAGACUGAGGAAGCUGCCAGGCUUGAAGGAAAUUAAACUGUGAAUAGAAUCAAAGGGACUCAGUGCUAUUACACAUUUGCAAAGGCAUAUGCAUACAUGCUUCAGAUUAAAAUAGAAGAAAAUGGUUAAACAUAUUGCUCAAUGUGGCUUGUAGUUUCUAACCUGACUUUCGCCAGAUCCUGUAGUUCGCUGUCUGCUUCACACAAGGAUCUGGGACUUCUCGAUAGGAGAUGUAUUUCUGAAGGCGGGUCCUUGUAAAACAUCCUGGCAUGUGAUUUGAUAAACCACUUGCCUGUUAUCUUGAAUGACGUGCUAGGCUUCUUCAAGCUCUUGCCAAACACAGUCGGAAGAAGAGUAAAAACAUCCUUGCCACCAAUAAAUGUCUUCAAACCUAUUCUCUGUUAAUCUUUUAAAGAAUGAAUACUCGAUAGAUUCGACAAAACGGUUGAAAUAGCAGAAUCAAUGUCAGCACAAGACUCCUCGCUGCGUGCCGCCAUUGUUAUUUGAAUCAAACACUCGCUUCGGCGCUCCUGAUUGGUUGCUCAUUUUUUGAUCACUGGCACAGGGGAUUGGAUUGCCCUCGCGUCCAGACCCUUGUGUGGAGCUCAGCGAAACGCCUCUGGUGGAGCAUGGCGGAACUACAAGGGUCUGGCGAGAGUCAGGCUAUGUAGUUUCAGGAACAUGUUUAAAUUUCAGCAAAUACAGAAAUGUCAACAGCUAACCCUAAUGGACUUUGUAUGUUUACGUCUGCAUAAACAAAUUGUUAAGCAAUGGCAAUUGGACUUAACUUAAUUUAGUAACUGAAGCACUUUAGUGUACUAGUUCCUUUGUUGCCACUCACUAGAGAACCUCAGGACCAUCUCUGAUAAAUCCCAGGUUGGAAGUGGAUAAAUCACCUAGAUAUGUGAAUGAUGUUGCUAGUCAGUACAGGUUCAGCCUUUGCCUAUCACAUUUGAUCUUUUUUCACCACGAAACAAAAUAAAUACUCAGUGGACUAGUGCGAGUCAUGUAUAAAAACCGCACCAUGACUUAACUGUGGUAAAAUAACUGUAUCUCUCCUAACCUUGGUCAAGCACACACACAAGUGUUUAUGUACUGUACACACUUGGACACAGAAACACACAUUUGGACAUGUAUAACAUUAAUGUGAAAUGUUAUUAUGUGUACUUUCCUGUACAUGUAUAUUGUGAAAAUAAUUCAAAUACUCUGUCAAGGCCUGCUAUAGAUAUUGCAAGUGUUGUGUGCAGAGAUGAUAUCAAAGCCAUGAAUAUGCUGUGUAUUCCUGAUGUGAUGAAAGUCUAUUCAAAGAGUUUAAUCUCCUGUUACCUACAGCCAUCCUUCAGUACGAGCUUGACUAGUCAUUUGAAGUCUCUCUUUACGGUGCUACGUAGAUGUGGUUGUGUGGUCUCAUGGAUGCCAUCUCAAGUAUAGGAAUGUUUCUUGAGAGGAUGCAAUCUUAUUUGUGUGCCUCUCCAAAAACAGAAAAUCAAAGCCAUCCCUUGUCAACAAAACACACUUGUGAUAUAUAUUUAGACACACACACACUAUAGUUUGAAAUAGCAAACCAAUGUUUUUUUCCCCCCUGAACAAUUUGUUGUGAUGUGUGUCCUGACAGUCUGUGCUGUGAGUGUUCUUCUGACUAGUUCUGGCAUCUGUAACGGUCAGGUUUUGCAGAGGUGCAGAAAUCUAGAUAUACAUCGAGAUAUACAUCAAGUAUACAUCUUGAUAUACAUCAGUGCAAGUAAGGUCACGUGAUGAUGUGAAAUGAGGUUCUGGGUUGUGUGAGCGGAGCGCGUCCAGACAAAACGACUUUGUGUAUCAAGGGAAGUGCAUGUUUAUCAAAAGAAAUCGCUGCUGUUUUUCCUCCCAAAACUCGUCUAAAUUCCAGAAGCCUCUGUUGAGCAGGGGCCGGAUAUCUCCCCCACAUGGCAGCUGAGCGACAACAGAGGGACGCUAACAAAAACCAUCCCCUGGACGGGAAGAGAGAAUGGGUUUAUUGUGCAAUUUACUGUGAUAAAGAGAAGCAAUGACAUGUAAAGAGAAUUUUUAAAAAUUAAUUUUUAUUUUUGUUGGCACAAACAAAAUAAAACUAUGAAGCAAUA